AUGUCAAAGCCUAGCUUCACCUUGGCAGAGGGCCAACCAAUUUCAGACCCGUCUGUUAGUACGACUCUGCCAACUUUUGGUGGCGGCGGUUAUACGACACUCGGCGACACGCUUCUCAUUGAGACCCUUACUCAUUUUAACCGUGAACGUAUUCCUGAAAGAGUGGUUCACGCCAAGGCUGCCGGUGCAUGGGGUGAAUUUGAGGUCACCAAUGACAUUGCGGCUCUCACGUCAGCAAAGUUUCUCAACGGCGUCGGCAAGAAAACACCAGUUCUCUUUCGUCUCAGUGGAACAGGCGGUGAAAAAGGCAGUGCAGACACUGUUCGCGAUGUGCGCGGAUUCUCCGUGAAGUUCUAUACGGAAGAUGGCAACCAUGACAUUGUUGGAAACCAUAUUCCCGUGUUUUUUGUGCGGGAUCCAAUGAGGUUUCCUUCUUUGAACAGAAGCCACAAGAAACACCCAGCCACCAAUCGACCAGAUUGGAAUAUGUUCUGGGAUUUCCACACCAAUCAACCGGAAAGUGUCCACGCCUUGAUGCAUCUUUUUGGAUCCCGAGGUAUCCCAUCCUCUAUCCGUCGAGUCACAGGUUUCGGAGUCCACACCUUCAAAUUGGUGACAGCCGAUGGCGAAUUCCGCUACUGCAAGUUUCACUUCCGGCCGAGUCUCGAAAUCACGCAUUUCUCUGGCGCAGAUGGUUCCCGAAUGGCUGGUGCGAACCCCGACUUCCACAACCAGGACUUGUGGGAUGCCAUCGCUCGUGGAAAUUUCCCGGUGUGGAAACUGUAUGUGCAGAUCAUGGAACCAGCGCAGGCUGAGACAUACGGCCGCGGACUGUUCGAUAUCACCAAAGUCUGGCCCCACAAGGAAUUCCCUUUGAUUGAAGUCGGUAGAAUGACUCUGAACGAAAACCCCCGGAAUUACUUCGCCGAAAUCGAGCAAGCCGCAUUCUCCCCAUCGAACAUGGUGCCCGGAAUCGCCAUGACCCCCGAUCCAAGUCAGUACAGCCUGCAACUCCUUUCACUUUUCGACCAGAUUCUAACCACCAUUCAUAUUACAGUGCUGCAAGCCCGCAUGUUCGCCUACCCCGACGCUCAACGAUACCGCCUGGGAGUGAACUACACCCAGCUCCCUUCCAACCGAGCAAUCUGCCCCGUCUAUGCUCCCUUCGAGCGCGACGGAAUGGGAACCAUAGGCCGAAACUAUGGUGGUGACCCGAACUAUGUGCGCAGCUCACUGAGCCCCGGUGUACCAAGCCAGCUCGUUUCCAACGUGAGACACACUGAGCCUGUCGCCCACAAUGCUAUCCUCGCGCAAAACGAGAUUGCUGUUGAUGGCGAGGACUAUAUUCAACCCCGAGAGCUAUGGAACAGGAUCUUUGAUGAAAAUGAGAAACGGCAGUGGAUUGCCAAUGUGUCGGAAACAUUAGAAGAUGUCCCCGUUGAGCUCAGAGAGGCUGUCAUUGAUAUGUUCAGCAAUGUUGAUGCCCGCAUUGGUCAAAUGCUAGUUGCCAAGGCUAGUAAUAAUUCCAGGCUUUAA
Molecule: messenger RNA, 1536 nt
Organism: Penicillium soppii
Lineage: Eukaryota; Fungi; Ascomycota; Eurotiomycetes; Eurotiales; Aspergillaceae
Product: catalase
Exons: 6
Coding region: 1-1536 (511 amino acids)
Biological process (GO): hydrogen peroxide catabolic process; response to hydrogen peroxide
Cellular component (GO): peroxisome; cytoplasm; mitochondrion
Molecular function (GO): catalase activity; heme binding
Source: RefSeq, a predicted model, not a curated record